GGUCCUGAGCAGUAUAUCCAUCUAAGGUUCGAAAAGCCAGUAAUACCCAAGCGUAUCACCAUCAUUUUCCAGGGCGGAUUCGUCGGAACUAAGUGUGGAAUUGAGUCACAUAGGCCCAAAUGGCAGACAUGGACAUAUAUCCACCCCGAGGAUGCUAACAGACAUCAAAUUUUUGACUUGAUAACCCUUAGAGACGGAUUGCCAGGGGAGGGAAUUCAGAGCAUGAAACUCGUCUUCGAGGAGAGUUCUGAUUUUGACGGUAGAAUCACA
This is a messenger RNA of Suillus subalutaceus, 270 nucleotides long. RefSeq lists its product as uncharacterized. Lineage: Eukaryota; Fungi; Basidiomycota; Agaricomycetes; Boletales; Suillaceae. The annotation marks the transcript as partial. The transcript is spliced from 2 exons. The record is from RefSeq and is a predicted model, not a curated record.